Molecule: messenger RNA, 1914 nt
Organism: Closterium sp. NIES-65
Lineage: Eukaryota; Viridiplantae; Streptophyta; Zygnematophyceae; Desmidiales; Closteriaceae
Source: the annotation of a GenBank genome assembly
AUGGGUAACAAGGUUACAAAGCGACGGUAUACGGUGGAGGAGCAGUACACGCACCCGCAGGGGCUGUACCCGCACCGCGACAUCGACCUGAAGAAGCUUCGACGGCUCAUUCUCGACGCCAAGCUCGCUCCGUGCCACGUGGGCGGCGACGAACCCAGCAGCGACCUGGACGAAUGCCCCAUCUGCUUCCUCGUGAGUGCUGAGAGUCAUGCUGCAGUGAGUUCCACCCAGCCCUCUCAUUUCUUUCCCCCUUGCUCACUCUCCUCUGCUACUUCCUCUUCUCCCUCCUCUCUCCUGCUCUCCUCCUCCUCCUCCUCCUCCUCCUCCUCCUCCUCCUCCUCCUCCUCCUCCUCCUCCUCCUCCUCCUCCUCCUCCUCCUCCUCCUCCUCCUCCUCCUCCUCGUCUUGUUUUUCGCUCGAGGAGCAGAAGGUGAUAGAAGCAAAGAUAAGGAUGCGGCAGGAGGAGGAGGAGGCGUAUGCAGCACGGGUGGCGGAACGCCAGGCGGCAACAGAAGCUGCCUCUUCCCUCAAUUCCUCCUCCACCUCCUCCGCGCUCCCUCCCACCACCCCCCCGCCCUCUCGCACUCCUCCUACGCCCCCCACAUCUGCUGCUGCUGCUGCCACGAGUGCUUCGUCAGUAGCAGGCGAAACAGCAGGGGAGACAGGAGAAGCAGCAGAAGCAGCAGCAGCAGAAGCAGCAGCAGCCAGUGGCAGCAGCGACACAGGCAUGGGGGUCCUCCGUUCCUCCCUGCAGCUCUCCUCCUCCGCCUCGUCCUCCUCUCGAGAGAGGGGGGGCAUAGGCCGUUCCACCUCCCGCCCCAGCAGUAACAGCGGCCGCGGUGGUAACCAGACGGCUAGUCACAAUUGGUGGGAGGGGCCGUUUGCAGGGGGGGGAGCAGGGGCGGGAGCAGGGGUGCGGCCGAAUCAGCUGCAUUUGCCGGGUGGGGGAGGGUAUUCUCCAGGUGUGAAUGAUGGUGGUGGGAGGUAUGGGGCCGGUGGCGGGACGGGCGGAGUAGGGGGUGGGGAUGGGGGUGAGGUUUGGGUUGGGGGCGCGGUUAGGGGCAUGAUGCCUACAUAUGGUGUGGGAGGGAGUGCUGGUGGCAGGGGAGGGGGGAUGGGAGGAGGGGGAGCAGGGGGGAGAGGGUUAGGGGGAGGGGCAGGCGGAGGAGUGGUCCCAAACUUUGGUGAGUGGCGUGAUGAUGGUGAUGAUGAUGAAGUCGUGUUCGACGGCAACAUGGCCCACCAUCGCCUGGAGUUGGAACGAGCCCGCCGCAGAGCUGCUGCUGCUGCUGCUGCUGCUGCUGCCGCCGCUGCUGCUGGCGCUGCUGGCGCUGCUGGUGGUGCUGGUGGUGUUGGUGCUGGUGGUGCUGGCGCUACAGCCGGUGCUACAGCUGCCUCCUUUUCCUCCCCCACUGGCAGCUCCAGCAGCAGCACCCGAGCCUGGUACCCAGGCUCGGUGGAAGGGGCAGGCUUGGCAGUGGGAGCCAGGGCUGGUUCGGGAAGAUAUGGUUCGGGGUCAGGGAGAGGCGUGGGAGCAAUGGGAGGUUGGCCAGGCGCAACUGGUGCUGCAAUGGGUGCUGCGAGUAGCCAUGGAUCCACCGUCUCUCCCAGGCUCUCCCCUUCAAGAGCGGACGAGCUGGGAGUGGAUUUGGAGGAGCUCUUGCUCAUGGAGGCCAUCUGGCUCUCGCUGCAGGUACGCCUUGCUUCCUCUGCCGCUCUCUGUCCAGCUGCUACCUGCUGUGGGGCUCUGCUUUUCUUGCCUUUCUUGGGAGUGGAUUUGGAAGAGCAGCUGUUGCUCAUGGCGUCCAUUUGUCUCUCCCUCCCCACUUGCCCCUUUCCCCUCGACCCAGCAUCAGGAUCAAGACGAGGCAGCUCGCCGCACAUCAGAUUCAGCUUCAACACCAGCAAUUACUGA